Messenger RNA from Botrytis fragariae, 1233 nucleotides. Its product is annotated as putative d-3-phosphoglycerate dehydrogenase protein. The record is from RefSeq and is a predicted model, not a curated record. NCBI's taxonomy places the organism in Eukaryota, Fungi, Ascomycota, Leotiomycetes, Helotiales, Sclerotiniaceae. Bases 1 to 1233 code for a protein of 410 amino acids. Gene Ontology annotation, molecular function: phosphoglycerate dehydrogenase activity; NAD binding. The transcript has a single exon.
AUGGCACCAUCAGCCCUACCAAAUCUCGACAAUACCUCUUCCGACUCCUCACAUCGUCCCAAGAUUCUCAUUCCAGAAAAAGUAUCAGUCGAUGGUCUUGCCCUCUUAGGUAAUACAUUUGAAAUCCAUCAACCUAAAACCCUAUCACCUACAGAUCUUUUAGAAGUAAUUCCUCACUACUCUGCUCUCAUCAUUCGCUCAGAAACAAAAGUUACAGCUGAGAUUCUCGCUGCUGCGAAAAAUCUCAAGGUCGUAGCGAGAGCAGGAGUAGGUGUGGAUAAUAUCGAUGUAGAAGCUGCGACGAAAAAUGGAAUCAUCGUGGUUAAUUCCCCGAGUGGAAAUAUUGCGGCGGCGGCAGAACAUACGAUUGCACUUUUGAUGGCGGUGGCGAGGAACGUACCGGCUGGGGAUAGGUCGUUGAGGAACGGAGGGUGGGAGAGAGGAAAACUUGUAGGGACAGAAGUGGGAGGGAAGAUAUUGGGGGUCGUGGGACUGGGAAAGGUGGGAUUGAAAGUUGCGCGCAUGGCGGUGGGGUUGGGGAUGAAGGUUUGGGCGUUGGAUCCGUAUGCUAGUCCGCAGAUUGCGGAGGCGAAUGACGUGCUUCUUGUGAAGGAAUUGGGGGAGUUACUGCCGGUGGUGGAUUUUUUGACGAUUCAUACCCCGCUUAUUGCUAGUACGUUGGAUUUAAUCGGGAAAGAAGAAUUGUCGAAGAUGAAGAAAACGGCAAAGGUACUCAAUGUAGCCAGAGGAGGUGUCUACAACGAACAAGCACUCCUCGAUGCUCUCGAUGCUGGUAUCAUCGCAGGAGCAGGUCUCGACGUCUUCACAUCCGAGCCUCCAACCCCUUCCUCCCCAGCUCAAAAACUCACUCAACAUCCUAAAGUCGUCGCAACUCCUCAUCUCGGCGCCUCGACGAUCGAAGCUCAAGAAUCGGUCUCGGUAGAUGUUUGCACACAAGUUCGUGCUAUUCUCUCUGGAGGACUCCCUACUUCUGCUGUCAAUGCACCUCUGAUUCUCCCUGAAGAAUACAAAAAACUGCAACCAUUUGUCAAGUUGAUGGAGAAAAUGGGAGGCUUGUACACCCAGCAUUAUCGUGGAAAGGGCGUAGGAGGAAAAAAAUUCGAAGUGAUUUAUGAAGGGGAACUCGCGGGGAUAGCGAACACGCGACCGCUUUUCGCGGCAUUGGUAAAGGGAUUGGUGGGAGUAUUAGUGAACGCGGUGGAAGAGAUGUGA